Molecule: messenger RNA, 4452 nt
Organism: Corvus hawaiiensis (hawaiian crow)
Lineage: Eukaryota; Metazoa; Chordata; Aves; Passeriformes; Corvidae
Gene: FASTKD1
Product: FAST kinase domains 1
Exons: 15
Coding region: 334-2853 (839 amino acids)
Biological process (GO): regulation of mitochondrial mRNA stability; mitochondrial RNA processing
Cellular component (GO): mitochondrial matrix; ribonucleoprotein granule
Molecular function (GO): RNA binding
Source: RefSeq, a predicted model, not a curated record
CCCUACGCUUCCUGACGCCUCAGCUCAUGGGAAAUGCUCUGCCUCGGGGCAUGCGCACCGCGAACGACAGUGCAGAGGCACGUGGAGCGCUGCGGCUGCAGCCGGGCGCGUUUGGAGUGAGCAGUCUCCGUCCGUGGCUCGAAUGCAGGAAGGGUCCUGUGCAAAGGUACCUCAGAAUCGACUUCUUAAUACAGUGACCAUACAGGAUCAAAGAAAAAUGAUCUUCUAUUUUUCAAGUAUUUGAGUUUCUUGUUUGUAACAGCAUGGUUUACUGUGAAAAGAGAGAGAAGAAUCUUUCUGGACACUUUAAAGAUAGCUGGUAGGCAUAGCAAAAUGCUUUGUUUGAGGCAGGUUUGCUUGUUUACACUGAGAUGUUACCAAGCUCGGACUCUGUGUAGUGAUCUGCUUCUGAGCCAGAUAAAUGGCUGCACCCAUGAAGAUGAAGUGUUCAGCCUUGUUGGAAGGAACAAGGCCAGACUUUCUGAAAAGCAUGUGGGAGUUGCAUUGAACAUGCUGUGGCAAUUGCAAAAGAAGAGGCCUUUUCUCUUAAGGACUAGUGACUAUGUAAGAAAUCACUCCCAGUUUCUUACCCUUUGCAUUUUGGCAGAAAGCAAGGUGGAACGCAUGGAAGAUGAGGUCAUAGUGGACACCUUAUAUAGUAUCCUGAGGCUUAAUGUUGAAGACCACAUUUCUCUAGCAAAAGUGCUUGUUACAGAAGCAUGGAAAAGAUUAGAAAGGCUUAGUUUGCCAGCUCUGUCUAAAUUUGCUCUGUGCUUAUACAAGCAACACAGGCACUUCAGUCCCAUAAUUGGCCAAGUAGCUCAUAUUGUGGACUUGAAACUGGAUUCUAUACAGGAUAUAAGGAUUUUGUCAGUUUUGAUGAUCAGCAUAUCUGAUGUUAUCACUGAGAGUUUUCGAGAUCGAUUACUGCACAAGGCUCAACAGCUCUUAGAAGAAAAGAAUGAAGUCCACUUCAACUAUGCCAGAAGAAUACUACAGUUUCUCCAAAAUGUUAGACUGAGAUAUCAUCCCUUGCUAGAAAAAUGCAACAGGAUUUUCCUUGAAAGUGCCUCCCAUCUUGAUAUACACAGUAUUAGUCAUAUUUUUGGACUGUAUGAGCAGCUGGGUUUUGACAAUGCUGAAUUCCGCUUGAUUGCUAAACAGCUGCUGUCCAAAACUAUAGAUGAUUAUUAUGAUCCUGAAACCUUUGCAAAAUUGUUUUUUGCUCUUGGGCCUAUGGCAGGAUCCAAGGUUAGAGAAAGGUUGCUAGGAACUGCAGCACACAUGGCAGAGGAAUUUAGCAGUCACCAAGUACUGAUGAUACUGAGGACGAUGCAGAAAAUGAAAUGCAGAAAUUCUCAUCUACUCAAAAAAAUGGCUUCUGUUCUGCACAAACACUUGGAUAGCUAUCAUGUAUUACAGUUGGUAAAGUUAACACAGUACUUGGUGGUGUUGUGUUGCCAGGAUCUGGAGCUGUUUGCCAAAUUAAAAACGUUACUAUUAGGUUGUUUAAAAUCUACAGUGAUACCUGCUGAUACUGCAGCCAUAAUUCGUGUUCUGGCCAUGCUUCCUUCUUUUCAUGUGGAGGAAAUUAUUAUAAACAAAGCAGCAGCAGUUCUGCCUCAAUGCAGGCUCCAUCAUUUGAAUUGCAUUGCUACAGCUCUUGUCAAAUGGAAUCAUCAUGGCCAGCUGCACUGGCAAAACAGUUCUGAGCUAUGUGCCAAGCUUCUGCAGAAACUAAAUGACUGUGGAUUUCAGAGGCUUCAGAAAGCCAACAACUUAAAUCUUCUGUUGGAAGAACUUACACAUGUGAAUGGAGAGUGGUUUGAAGAAGUCCUGAAUGAGGAAACUAUGGCCACGUGUAAACACUUGAUAGAUCAAAUAACAUGGGCAAAUGUAUUACCCUUGUCUUUUUUUCUCAUAAAAUCAGACCACCGUUGUCCUGCAUUAUUUGACAGAAUAGCUUCUGUGACUGUUGCAAAUAUAGACAAGGUUCCCCCAUCUGAAAUCUAUUUUAUUCUCUUCCUUUUCUCUUCUUUGAAUUAUGACCCUCCUGACGAUGAAGAAUUCUUUAAGAGUUGUAUCCAUCAUCUUACUUCUAACUUGAGUCAUCUUGAAACUUAUCACUUGGUGCUGCUAGGUCAUGUUUUGGCAAUGGCUGGGUAUUUUCCUCCACUUCUGAUAACGACGAUAUUUAAUGUUUCUUUCCUAAGCAAAUUGGAUGCUCAACUUGAAGUCCUGCCUGAUACGGUGAAGCAGAGGGUCCACUCAAGCCUCAUGAAAUUGAACAGAGCAGUCUGUCUGGAAUGCCCAGAGUUUCACAUCCCUUGGUUUCAUGAGCCAUACUGCCAACGUGUCUUUCAUAACAGCACGAGCCGAAUAAAUCCACAGCGACAGCAUAUUCACAGAAUGCUGAUAGAGAUCUUAGGAGGGAGCAAUUACUCAAGAAUAUCUGUUCUCACACCAUACUACUAUGAAAUAGAUUUUGAGUGUGUCCUGGAUGUAAAUAAAAAGCCUCUUUCCUAUAUGGUUCAGAAUAUACUUUUGGAUGAUGUGGGGGCAAUACACUUGAGACAUGACAUCAAGGAUGAAGGGAGAAAGGCUCUGCCACCAGGAGCUCAAAGAAUUGCUUUGGAAUUUCUUGACUCAAAAGCCUUUAGCAAAGAUUAUUCACGUCAUCUGAAAGGAGAACCUGCAGUGAAAAAGCGACACCUGGAAAUGCUGGGGUACCGGGUAGUUCAGAUUCCUCACUUCGAAUGGAAUUCUAUGGUUCUGUCAACAAAAGGUGAACAGCUGGAAUACCUGAGAAAACAGCUGUAUACGGAAUACAGUGAUGUGAGACAUGCAGUCUGAAGUACUUUUAUAAAAACAGUUUACAUACCAUCAACUGUCUCGUAAUCCUGGAAUACUUAAGUUUCAAAAAUCUGUUUAUCAGCUGGACCAAGGCUUGCCAAGGUCAUCAGAUGUAAAGAGAUUUGAUCCUCAGUUUGUUAGGAAUUGCAAAAGGCAGGUCACAGUGGGCCGUGAAGAUGUGAUAGGGAUGCUUAAAAUUUCCCAUUAUCUGGAAGUUAUUAUGAGCACAUGAAUCUGGCAGUUUUGCCAUAAAGUUACGUUAUUAUCUCCUAAAUAAAUAACACAGAGACUUAGCCAGACAUAAAACUCUCCACAGAAAAAGUUGGAAAUACUAUUGACUAGGAGACUGGAGUAAGCAAUCUACUGGAAACUAUGUCUGUCCUCCAGCAUGUGACAGAAUGAGCAGUUAGGAAUCAAACAGUAUCUGUACACUGAACCCAAGAAACUGAAAUGCAGAUUUGCUAUGAAUAGGGCUGCUUUUAGAGCCAUUCAGUUUCCAUUCUCAGAACAGAGGUACUGUGGGGGACUGUGCUGGGGGAGUGUUGCGUGGUGAGGAACCUCCAGCUGCUUCUCCUACCCUGUGAUGUGCUGUGGGCAGAAGAGUGGCUGAGCCUUCUGGAACACCUUCACACACUUAAAAACCCUGCCAGGGUUUGUGCAGGAGGCAUAAGACACUGAGAUGUAGACGGAAGAAGUGGAAGAGCCAGGAGAAUGUUCGUUGUAGAGCAGUAACUGUAGGGUGGUCAUGCUUGGCAAAUCAUCCCAUUUUCAGAGGCAGCCAUGUUGUGCCUACAGCUGCCAUCACCUUAGGACGACUGUGAGCUGUGCCUGUUUUCUCACAUGUGCAAGGAGGAUAUGUGUUCUGGCUUAUUUAGUAGAAGCAGGACACCUUUUACCACUUCACUUGAAACCUGGCAGAGAGAAGCCACUGCAUAUCUGAAUUGGCCAUUAUGCAUCUGGCUGUCACAUUUUUUUUACUAUUCAGUAGCAGAGGAAAAAUUUUUUAUUAACUGAAUACAAAUCAGGACAGGAAUGGAAAGUCAGGAAAAACCAACAGAACUGAUCUAAGCUGCAAGGUACUCUCCUCCUGGGGCAGCCCUCAUUUUUGUGGGAUGACUGCCAAAACUAAUAGAUGGUAGUCUAGACAUCUAGGGUUAUCAAAUGGACAAGGGUCCAAGAUGUAAUGACUGCUUUGAGGAAAUGUCAUUGAAGGCACAGCGCAGAGAAAGAUUCUGUGUGCAUUAUAUUUGGUAUAAAAUGGAGAAGACAAUCAUAAAUAUAAUUUAGUAUUUCAGAAGGUGGGCUACAUGUUGAAGAGAUAUUGCAUGACUCUGCUGCUGUACAGAUCACCCUCAAGCAGCAGCCUUGGAGUGUUAAGAAAGGUGGCAGUGGCUGAAGUCAUGAGUCAGGGUGGUCAUGUGUUUAACGCUGAUUUUCAGGGUGGUCACUGUACCAAGCCAGUUUUCUUCAAAUUAUGUAUGGAUAAAGUUAUGAGUAUGCACAAUGAGAAGAGGAUUAAAACUUGUUAUGAAUGGUCCAGAAAGGGCAUUGAAGAAAAGCAAAAAAAAAAAGCAAUUCAGUAAAAUGCAUUUUCCUUGA